CAUAAAUAAAAUCUAUGUCAGAUUUGUGCUUAGAGAUUGAGUGUUUACCACAGUCUGUAUUUACACCAGUUUUUGUGAGGCAAGGAACCGCAUGAGGUAAAGAGUUACAACUGCAUGUGCUCCUCAGCUCUUCUAUUCAAACUGCAAUAAUGCACAAAUUUGUUUAAGGUGGACGCAUGUUUGGUGCAUACAUUACAGCGUGUGUGAAAUAAAUUGGAGAAGGCGUGAAGAUUAAACGUGAAGACUGGUACACGGGAGUGUGCACAAUGUCGGAGCUCUAUGUGUUGUUUGAACAUGCAGCUGGAUAUGCCAUAUUCAGAGUCAAGGAGUUUGAAGAAGUAGGGAUGCUCUUGCCACAAGUUGAAGCUUCUGUAACAGAUUUAAGCCGUUUCAAUCAAGUUGUCAAACUUAUCAGCUUUGCCCCUUUCAAAACUGCAUCAUCAGCCUUGGAAAAUAUAAAUGGCAUCUCAGAAGGAUUGCUACCAGAAGAUUUGCGCCUUGUUUUGGAGACUCAUUUACCCAGAAAAAAGAAAUCUGUUGUAACUCUGGGUGUUUCUGAACCUAAACUUGGUGCAGCAAUCACAGAAGCAUUGGGCAUAACAUGCCAGCAUACAGCCCCAAUUCCAGAAAUAGUAAGAGGAAUCCGCCACCAUUUUCAUGGGUUGGUAAAAGGAUUUACAGCAAAAACUGCAGGUGUUGCUCAGCUUGGUUUGGGCCAUAGUUAUUCGCGUGCCAAAGUAAAAUUUAAUGUGCACAGAUCUGACAAUAUGAUUAUUCAAAGUAUUGCUCUGUUAGAUCAGUUGGACAAAGAUGUAAACACGUUUUCAAUGAGAAUCAGAGAAUGGUAUUCAUACCAUUUCCCAGAGCUGGUGAAGAUAGUACCUGAAAAUUAUAUGUAUGCUAGAGUGGCAAGACUUAUUGGAAACAGGAAGGAGUUUACGGAAGAUAAACUUGAAGCAUUGGAGGAACUUGUUAUGGACAGUGCAAAAGCCCAAGCUAUCCUCAGUGCUUCGCGUUCUUCGAUGGGUAUGGAUAUAUCUCCUGUUGAUCUAAUGAACAUUGAGCUGUUUGCUGCAAGAGUUGUCGCUUUGUCUGAUUAUCGCAAGCAGCUUGCUAGUUAUCUCCAUACUAAAAUGGAAAGUGUAGCUCCAAAUCUAGCUACUCUUGUUGGAGACCAAGUUGGUGCACGCCUCAUAUCACAUGCAGGCUCCCUCACAAAUCUUGCCAAGUUUCCAGCCUCUACAGUACAAAUACUUGGUGCAGAAAAAGCCUUAUUCAGGGCACUCAAAACUCGAGGUAAUACUCCGAAGUACGGCCUACUAUUUCAUUCAACAUUUAUUGGUCGUGCUGGGCUGAAAAACAAAGGCCGGAUUUCACGGUACCUGGCCAAUAAAUGUGCGAUUGCAUCUCGAAUAGAUUGUUUCUCAGAAAAACCAACAAACAUAUUUGGUGAAAAAUUAAAGCAGCAAGUGGAGGAAAGACUUACAUUUUAUGAAUCUGGUGAGCUGCCACGAAAAAAUAUAGAAGUAAUGCAAGAAGCUAUGCAGGAAGUCGCACAGUUACAGGCGGCGACAGCAGCUGCCAAAAAGAAAAAGAAGAAGGAUAAGAAAAGAAAAUCAGAGUGCCUGGAUGAAAGUGUUACAAAUGAUGCUAGUGUUGAAAAUGGAGACAUUACUCUUGAACCUCCAAAAAAGAAGAAAAAGAAGAAAGUGAAACUCCAGCAAGAAGUUGAAUAAUAAACCUAGGUGCUUGGCUUGGUUACUGAAAACUAUAAUUUUGUGACCGCUUAGGGCCUGAAAAAAAGUACUGCUAAGUACUUAUGGAAAUAAGAUGAAGCUAUAAAUAAGAUUUUAUAACAUAAUUAUUUGUACAGCUCUAAGCAUCUGGAAGUCACAGUGAAAUUGAACAUGUAUUAUUCAAAACUUUUUCUUGAGGAGCUAACAAAUGAUAUAGGAAAUGUGGUUGGCAGUGCCUGUCUGAGAAUAGGAGCCUCCAUAAACUGAUUACUGUGGUUAACUAAUUGACAAUUCAGAAAAUGACAAAUGUAGUAUUUAUCUGAAUUCACAACCAGUGUAGUAAAUCUGUUCUUCUCUGCAUAUCAGUUUACUUUUUGUGAAGUUGGAUAGAAAAACCACAUAUUCCAAAAAUAUACAUAAGUACCUUUUAGCAACAAUGUAAGGAAAAGAUAGACUGCUGCUUACUGCAAAGGUGACAUGUUAAGUUGUAGACAGGCACAAUUAAGACACUUGCAUAUUAGCUUUCGGCCACAGCCACCGUCAGAAAAAGAAACACACACACACAUUCAUUCCCACAAGCAAUCAUACCUCUCACAUAUGACUGCCAUCUCCAGCAGCUCGGACAAUGGUAUCAUAUUGUUUAUGCUCCCAACCUGAAUCUUCCAUUGUGUGAUUUUUACUUUUAGCCAACAAAUAACACUCAUUCCAAUUGUAAUUUAAAUUUUUCUCUGUAGUGCAUCAUCCCCCCCCCCCCCCCCCCUGUCCACACACACACUCACAACAUUCAGAUAAAAAAUUACAAUGACAGUAGAGAUUAUGUGAAUGAAUGUAUACCUUUUAUUUAGUUACAAUAAAAUCAUUUUAAAACA
Messenger RNA from Schistocerca gregaria, 2605 nucleotides. It is a transcript of the gene Nop56, whose product is annotated as nucleolar protein 56. Lineage: Eukaryota; Metazoa; Arthropoda; Insecta; Orthoptera; Acrididae. Gene Ontology annotation, cellular component: box C/D methylation guide snoRNP complex; small-subunit processome. Gene Ontology annotation, molecular function: snoRNA binding. Bases 267 to 1736 code for a protein of 489 amino acids. The record is from RefSeq and is a predicted model, not a curated record. The transcript is spliced from 11 exons.